ACGCCUUCAGAUUAGCAAUUACGUCUAGCCGUCUCGGUUGCCUUGGUUACUCGUUGAUGCGUCAUCAUCAUCCUAGAAAUAUUCGGGCAUGUAAGGCGGCACGCGGGUAUCAGAUUAGCUUCAAUCCCAAAGUGGCAACCCUAUCAAUCUUUGCACCCGCUAUGAAUGCCUCCUAGAUUCCUCGAUUAUCGCACAUCUCUAUCUAUCCAUUUCUCUUCCCCUAAGUUUUAGACUAUAUGUGGUGCGGCCCGUUGCCGAUUAUUCUAUUCGAAGGUUAAAUUAUGGGAUUGCUAGCCCUUGGGACGCCGCUCGAGUGGCCCGAAGCGAAGAAGAAAGCCGCGCAAGUACGAGAAUGGGGAAUUGAGCAACUACUCGCAACAUGGAACCGGGCCAAAGGGAAAGAACGGGAUGCACUAUUGUGGGGUGACGAGGUUGAGUACCUCGUCGUCUGCUUUGAUGACGAACACCGUAAAGUUCGCUUAUCGCUCCGGCAAUCGGACAUCCUGGAGGCUCUCGCGUCGAAUGAGAAACUCGUCAAGGAAGGCGGAGGUGUCCAUGAUGUUAAACGAGGGGUGCCGACGAAUGGCUAUUGUGCCCCCGUAUUCCAUGCAGAGUUUGGUCGAUUCAUGCUGGAAGCCACCCCGGGGAAACCAUGGGGGAUCGGGUUUAAAGAUUUGUUAGACGUUGAACUGAACAUGAAAUUGAGGCGAGAAAUUGCCAAAGAGCACAUGAGCGACACUGAAUUCCCCAUGACGGUGACUACAUUCCCUCGCCUCGGGCUGGGAGAUUACAUCACGCCGUAUUAUCCGCCGUCCGGCGAGAAACUCCGGUCUCAAUACGUUCCUGACGAGAUAGCAAAUCCCCACGUCCGUUUUCCAACGCUCGCGGCCAACAUUCGGUCGCGGAGGGGUCGCAAGGUUGAAGUAAACGUGCCCGUAUUCCGUGACGAAAAAACAUCCUGGCCGUGGAUGGAUCCAACCGUCAACUACGACCUCUACAAAUGGCCGGAAGAUGACGAUGUCCGAAAAGGGGCGGUCAAGGAGAACUACAUCUACAUGGAUGCGAUGGCCUUCGGGAUGGGCAGCUGUUGUUUGCAAAUGACAUUCCAAGCCAAGAACAUCGACGAAGGACGGAAGAUGUACGACCAGCUCUUGCCCAUUGGCCCUAUCAUGAUGGCCCUGACGGCUGCGACGCCGAUAUACAAGGGCUUCUUGGCAGACACGGACGUGAGGUGGAAUCAGAUCGGUCGCGCGGUGGAUGAUCGCACGAGAGAGGAACUUGGAGAAGAGCCCCUCAAGAACGACCGUUGGAGAAUACCGAAGUCCCGAUAUGCCUCCAAUUCGACCUACAUCUCGAAAGACCCGCGAUUAAGGAAGGAGUAUCUCGACCCGGAUCUCGUCGUGGACGAGGAGCUCAAGAAGAAGCUCAUCGAUGGCGGCAUGGACGACAUCCUCGCCACCCACUUCGCGCAUCUCUUCAUCCGCGACCCCAUUGUCAUCUUUGCCGAAGACCUCGAGACCCUCGACCUCUCCAAAGUCGACCACUUCGAGAACCUCCAAUCCACCAACUGGCAGCACAUGCGCUUCAAGCCCCCGCCCCCCGGCGACGGCACCGGCUGGCGCGUCGAGUUCCGCUCUAUGGAGAUCCAGAUGACCGACUUCGAGAACGCCGCCUUCUCGGUGUUCAUCGUCCUCAUCACCCGCGCCAUCCUCAGCUUCGACCUGAACUUCUACCUCCCCAUGCCGUGCGUCACCGAGAACAUGGAGCGCGCCCACGCCCGCGACGCUGUCAACGGGCAGAAGUUCUAUUUCCGGAAGAACCCGUUCCAUAAUCGCGCACCCGGGCGUGCGCCGGGGACAAAUGGAGCGAGCAGGACCGCUAGUCCGACGCCGAGUCGUCCUGCUACGCCGCUGGGUCCCGUGGAGGACGAGUAUGAGCUGAUGUCGAUCGACGAGGUGAUCAACGGUCAGUACGGAGGGGACGGGACGGCCUCGUCGUGCCGAUUCCCAGGGCUGAUUCCGCUGGUGGAAAGCUAUCUCGAUAGCGUGAACAUCGACAUCGAGACGCGGUGCAACCUGGAGCGGUACCUGGGGCUGAUUCAGAAGCGGGCGGAUGGGCGGCUGUGGAACAACGCGAAGUGGAUGCGGGAGUUCGUGAGGACGCAUCCGGAGUAUCAGAUGGAUAGUGUGGUGGGAGAGGGGAUUCAGUAUGAUUUGCUGAAGGCGGCAGAGCAGGUUGCGGAGGGCGGAGGAGGGAACGGCCUUGGAAAGGAGAUGUUUCACGUCUAGAGUCUCCUGGACGGCCCUGUGAACUAUUUCCUCUGAAGCAUCACCUCCACUGCUGCGUGUCUAGCAUAAAGAUGGGGACC
This is a messenger RNA of Eremomyces bilateralis CBS 781.70, 2368 nucleotides long. RefSeq names its product GCS-domain-containing protein. Gene Ontology annotation, molecular function: glutamate-cysteine ligase activity. Gene Ontology annotation, biological process: glutathione biosynthetic process. The record is from RefSeq and is a predicted model, not a curated record. Gene Ontology annotation, cellular component: glutamate-cysteine ligase complex. Bases 282 to 2288 code for a protein of 668 amino acids. The transcript has 7 exons. NCBI's taxonomy places the organism in Eukaryota, Fungi, Ascomycota, Dothideomycetes, Eremomycetales, Eremomycetaceae.